Xiphophorus hellerii (green swordtail) is the source of this 4466-nucleotide messenger RNA. It is a transcript of the gene qrsl1, whose product is annotated as glutaminyl-tRNA amidotransferase subunit QRSL1. The transcript is spliced from 11 exons. NCBI's taxonomy places the organism in Eukaryota, Metazoa, Chordata, Actinopteri, Cyprinodontiformes, Poeciliidae. Gene Ontology annotation, molecular function: glutaminyl-tRNA synthase (glutamine-hydrolyzing) activity. Gene Ontology annotation, biological process: glutaminyl-tRNAGln biosynthesis via transamidation; mitochondrial translation. Gene Ontology annotation, cellular component: mitochondrion; glutamyl-tRNA(Gln) amidotransferase complex. The record is from RefSeq and is a predicted model, not a curated record. Bases 84 to 1649 code for a protein of 521 amino acids.
CCCAGACAUGGCGGCUUACAGGUAGAACACACUCUGCUAAUGUAGACGUUAAUUUGAAGGGUGACCGGAGAAAAUCAGCAGAUAUGCUCGGACUGACAUUGAAAGAGGUGUCUUUGGCAUUCAGGGAGGGGAGAAUCUCCCCAACUGAGCUCUGUAGGAAGUGUCUGAAUCGCAUCAAAAAAACUCAGCGCCUGAAUGCUUACAUCACUGUUACAGAGGAAUUUGCUAUGAAACAGGCUCGACAGUCGGAAGCAAGGCUGCUUCAAGGCAUCCCCAAAGGACCCCUGGAUGGGAUCCCCUUUGCAGUCAAGGACAAUUUCUGCACUGCCAAUAUCAGGACAACAUGUGCCUCCAAGAUGCUGAAAGACUACACUCCGCCCUACAAUGCUACAGUUGUACAAAAGCUUCUUGACCAAGGGGCCGUACUGAUGGGGAAGACUAACAUGGAUGAGUUUGCGAUGGGUGCAGGCAGUACCGACGGGGCAUUCGGUCCAGUCAGAAACCCGUGGAGCUACGCAGCCUCAUACAGAACACAGGGGGGAGCAGCUUCUGACUCCGACUGGGUCAUCACUGGAGGAAGUUCUGGGGGAAGUGCCGCAGCUGUCGCCUCAUGCACAAGCUACCUGGCUUUGGGUUCAGACACAGGCGGUUCAACCCGUAAUCCCGGAGCGCUGUGUGGAGUGUUCGCCCUGAAGCCCACUUACGGCCUGGUGUCAAGGCAUGGGCUCAUUCCCUUAGUUAAUUCCAUGGAUGUCCCUGGAAUUAUUACACGCAGCGUCAGUGACGCAGCUAUCGCCCUAGGUGUCCUCCAAGGCAUUGAUGUUAGAGACUCAACCACAGUUCCUGCUCCAUCAGCACUAGCAGAGCUUCCUGAAGACUUUGAUGUCAAGAACAUCUGUGUUGGCAUCCCUAAGGAGUACCAUGCCCCCGGCCUGUCUGAGGAGACCCUGGCUCAGUGGAGUCGUGUUGCAGACUUGUUUGAGAAAGCAGGAGCCCGGGUGGAGCAGGUUUCCCUCCCACACACUCAGUACUCCAUCGUCUGCUACCACGUCCUUUGCCACACCGAGGUGGCGUCAAACAUGGCCCGAUUUGAUGGGCUGGAAUACGGCCACCGGAGUGAGAUGAAGAGCUCCACGGAGGUGAUGUAUGCUUCAACCCGACACGAGGGCUUCAACGAUGUAGUCAGAGGGAGGAUUCUUUCCGGGAACUACUUCCUGCUUAAACAGAACUACCAGCACUACUUUGUGAAGGCCCAAAAAGUCCGUCGGCUGAUCGCAGACGACUUCCGGCACGUUUUUGGAUCAGGGGUUGAUGUGCUGCUGACUCCCACAACUCUGACUGAUGCGGCCUGUUACCAUGACUUCACACAGGAAGACAACCGAACUCGCAGCGCACAGGAAGAUGUCUUCACCCAACCUGCAAACAUAGCAGGCCUCCCUGCUGUCUCUGUGCCAAUCGCCUUAUCACGGCGGGGUCUGCCCAUUGGCUUACAGCUCAUCGGCCCCGCCCUGGAAGACAAGAAACUGCUUUGUGUCGCUCAGUGGGUCGAGCAGAGAGCGGACUUCCCAUCCAUCAGUGACUGCGAUAACACUCAGGAGAGCAGGAAGGAUCCAGGAGUGACCAGGAGGGAGCAGACUUCAGCCAUCUGAGGAGCGCUUUCGAUACUAUCAAAACUAAAACAACUCCUGAUAUCCUUAUAGGAAGUUCUAUAUGGAGUUAUCGGAUCACAAAUUACAGAUGCUUUAUAGUGAUAAAGUACAUUAAAUAAACUACAGAAUGUUAAAACCUGACUACUGUUUAACUGGGAUGUUGCAUCACAUCCUGUUAAAUAGACAUAAUGUUAGAGCCGGCCAUUCUCGUUAAGCUUGUAUGUAUUUACAGAGCCAAAGUUCUUCCAUACUAGAGUACAAGUCUAUCUUUAGAGCUCUUUUCUUUGUCGUUGACUAUGAAAUUCAUUUUGAGAAACUCCACUUAUAUCGUACGUAGAGAACAUAGAUUUUAAUCCUAAAUACUUAUUUUUUAAGCACAACUUAGUCGGGAAUCACGUGUCUGAUUAUUAAAACACAGCAAUGUGAAUAGAAACUGAAUUUAAAAACUUUUUUUUCUAAUCUCUUGUUUUGAUGAGGCAGUCGUUUUACAAAAAAACAAAAAGUAGCAGGACAUUUAUAGCUAAUUUACUAAUGAUAUAUAGCCACAUUACAAGCAUUAGAAUCAAAACAGAGAUAAAUAAAAAAAGGAGUUUCCUCUUCUAGGUAGAAACCAGACUUGCACUAUUUUACAUCGAAGGGUAAUACAUAAACAUCUUGAUUAUAGAUUUCUGGUUUAUUCUUUCAGGAACUCCUAUCAGUAAAUACAAAGAUCAAGCCACGCCACUGGCUUCCUUAAAACUGGAGGCCUCUGGAAACUGGAAACUAUUUUCAUCAUGGAAAUAACUUGUCGUGAAUAUAAUGACUUCUAUGAGGUAAAAGCAAAUAAGGAUGCUAAUUUUAUUAAACACAACACAUCCAGUGUUGCACUUUUCAUGUCACUGUUAGCAGCAGCAAUGCUCUUGGAUUUUUGCCAUAUAAAGCUCAAGGCAGACGUGUGUGACCUUCCUGUCUUCUUAGGUAUUGUCUCAACCGCAGUUUGUCUUUACUAACUUUCAUUCUCGUACAUCUAAAAGCACCUAAUCUUCAUUAUUUUUUUAGUAGGAAAUGAAAAGCAAGUAUACUGAAACGAUUUUCUUCAUGAUUAUAUUGUUCAAGCCGGUUCUGAUGUCUCCUGCUGGUGUUGUGCAACAACUUCAGUGUGACAAACUCAAACUAUGUUCUCUUAUUUCUUCAGAAACCAAAAGUAAAAGACAUUUAACAAUAAUUUCAGCUUAAAGUCUUCUCUGUGAUAUGCAUUUACAACAGUUUGAAAAAAAAAAAAUGAAAAGGCUUUUGUUUCUAGGCAACAUAAUAGAGUGCCUUUUUAAAUGGUAGCCCACAUAAGGGUUAAUUUGCAGUUGUGGGGAUGAAAUGUGGUGAGCUGUCUCACAGCACAAUGAUAUAUUUGGAGACAGACGUGACUAUAUUUAUUAUCUCAAAAGCAAAGGGGAGCUUCUUGAAAGCUGAUUGGACAGAAGUACAGUCCUUUAAUGGCUUCUGUUGUAACUCAAUUGUUGAACUAAUUAUUUUCCUAAUUUUAGUUGGCAUUGUCUUUCAAUAAUCUGCAUACAUCUUGAGUUUUUUUUUUUCUUAGGCACAAACUUUAAUAUAUCUUUUAGGGAUUUCAUGAGAUAGUUGCUGUGAUGUGGAACCAAAACAUUUUUCAAGGAAACAUUUUAAAAGUAUGAAGCCCAUACUCACAAAUGACCAUGACAAAGAGCAUUUGUGAAAAAUAACUUUUAAUUCUUGUCCCAGAUGCUUAGUUUGAUUUAGAUCUGGAUUUUAACUAGACCAUAUACCAAAUCUAGACCAUUCCAUUGAGUCUCUGGCUGUAUGUAGUGUGUAUAUGGUGUGUAUUUUGUUGUCCUGCCUCAGUUUUAAGUUUUUUGCACAACUGAAUUAAAGCAUGAUACCGCCACCACUGUGUUUCAUCAUAAGGAUGGUGUGUUUAGGACUUGUUUAAUAAUAGCUUCCCUCCACACGCAGCAUUUUUUAGAAUAAAAAGCCAAACUAUUCAGUCUUCUUUUCACAAGAGCACUUAAUAUUGUCUCCAAAAUUUACAAUUAUACACUGCUUUGUGUUUCUCUGAUACUUAACUUCCACAGAAAAGUCUGUGGUUGUGGCGUGACUUGAUGCAAAAAAGACAUGCGAAAUAUUCUCACUGUGUAUGUUUGGGUUUCCUGUUGGUUUCCACCCAUCAUCCAAAAAAUAGAAGCUUCCCUAACUGCAGAUCAUGAGCUGACAUUAGUCGUACAUGUGCAUGGUUGCUAGUGAUCAAUUUUGACUGCCUUUCUGUCCACAGUAUAACCUUGGAAUCCAUAACCCUGAAGAGAAAAACAUGUUUAUUUAUGUUACUUAAAUACUUCCUGUUUUCCACUUCGUACAUAAACAAGGCUGUUGUCAUGGCUUGACCAUGGCAUAUGUAAAUGAUGUCUGAAGCUUUCGAUAAGCUGAUCACUGGCGCUUUGUGCUAGAGAAGAGAAUUUUAUAUAAUUUUCAUGAUGCUUCCUAAGGAAAAAAAAUCCCCAGUGUUCUUUUCCAUGUGACUUGUACUCUUUCCUUUUUGCCGUAUAUGUGUGAAAGCUGGCUGGACAUGUAAAUAUGUAGUCUUUUUUUUUAAAAUUUUUUUAGUCUCAGUUUGUUUAAAUAUGAAUACAGUAGUACUGCAUUCCCAGCAGCAGUGAGUUCUAGUUGGUAACUCAACCCAGCCUUAUUGAACAUCUCUAAUCAAUGCAAACGUUGGGUCAAUUUUGUAAAGAAAAGUGAAACAUUCAGAAUAAUGCCAGCUUCAGCGCAACUUAUUUGUGCCAUAGGAGUUAUAAAUUGUUACCCUGGUCA